Messenger RNA from Ostertagia ostertagi, 771 nucleotides. Lineage: Eukaryota; Metazoa; Nematoda; Chromadorea; Rhabditida; Trichostrongylidae. The record is from the annotation of a GenBank genome assembly.
AUGGACCCUGGUUCGGCGCAGGUCACUCUGACGUCCGAUGGACCACCGAAACUGUUCACUUUCGAUGGCGCCUAUUACAUGGAUUCCACCGGGGAGCAGAUAUACAACGAUAUCGUCUAUCCACUUGUUGAGAAUGUCAUCGAGGGUUACAAUGGCACGGUAUUCGCGUAUGGACAGACAGGAUCAGGGAAAACGUUUUCUAUGCAAGCCGUCUCAAUUGCGAGCAUCCCCGCUCAACGAGGAAUCAUUCCACGAGCAUUCGAGCACAUCUUCCUCGCCACAGCUACCACGGAGAACAUGAAGUUUCUCAUCCACUGCAGUUACUUAGAGGCUCGUUUCCUUUUCUUAAUUUUUUUUACGCUGAGCAUUGAACACGCAGAAAGGGGAGUCUACGUGGCCGGUCUGUCAAUGCACGUGUGUCACGACGUGAAAUCAUGCCACGAACUAAUGGACAAGGGAUUCAACAACCGGCAUGUUGGAGCGACCUUUGAUGAACAAGGUGCUACCGGCGACCGCUUCAAAGAAGCAACGAAAAUCAAUCUCUCGUUGUCCGCUCUAGGCAACGUCAUUUCGGCUCUUGUGGAUGGAAAAUCGAAGCAUAUCCCCUACCGAGACUCAAAGCUCACAAUGGUUACUACGCAGGUAUGCGAAUCGCGCAAAAAAUAUCAAAAACAAGCCGAAGAUCAACGAAGAUCCAAAGGAUGCGCUACUGCGAGAGUACCAAGAAGAGAAUCGAACGACUCAAAGCAAUGCUUGCCCCAGGGGCCAACG